AUGCCACAACACCUGCAAAGCCACCUUUACGAAGCUUUCCUUUCCGGAACAACCUACGAUGUGCUCCUACGCGUCACUGGAAACUGGGAUGCAGUAUAUAAACUUCAUCGAAUCGUUCUAAUUCAGGCCGACUUCUUCCGCUCUCUCUUUACAUCUGGAUUCAAGGAAUCUACCUCUCAUCCCAAGGGUGCGCAAGGAGAGGUGGUCGUGCGCUUCGAUCAUGACCCGAAUGUAACCAGAGCAGCUUUCGAGAUCUGCUUGGCGCGGCUUUACGGCGGGGGACCGUUGAUCCAUGUCUGUCCAACCCUCAAGCCGUCGACGAAGGAUCCCCUCUGCCCGGCGUAUGUUCGGCCGUGGGAGAGCAAACCUCCCGUCCCCGCAGGCCAGCAUCCGGCAUCUCCGCGGUUUCUUCUCUCCCUUCUGUCUACGGCAUUCUAUCUGUCCAUUCCAAGUCUGGCCACCGAGGCUCUCGAACUCAUCUUUGCCACCAUUAGUCCAUUGACAGUGGUUCGGUACCUCGACUAUGCUCUCGGAAAGGGUAUCGGUCCCGCGACUCCGGAAGAACCCGAACGUGCCCGGACGCUGGAGCAUAUUGGCCAGGAUAUCAGCAGCGAAUCAAACUCGAACCAUAUUCUCGAAUCCGAUGACAACGACGAACACAGCAGUGAUCAUGGUAAACAAGGCGAAAUGACGAGCACAGACGAGGAGAAUAGUCCUUCUCUCCUCUAUGGCAUCGCAAGCAACAAGAUAGGAGAAGCCUGUGCGGCCUUCCUCACACGGUGGGGAAUGGACCUGCUAAUACACGAAGAGGAGCAAAACUCUGCAGACGUCGUGUCACCUGUCCCCCGACGAUUGACCACCAACGUGACCAGAGCCUCAUUUAAUGGAUCCUCUACAUCUCUCGCAUGGAAAGCUACCUACCCUAACCCUCGAAUAUGGUCAAAGGGAUUGUCCGCAGAGUGGAUCCGUGGAGUCAUCUCAUCCGACGAGUUCUUUGUCAAGGAUGAACUUGCUCGGUAUGAUUGUGCAAAGCGCGUGGUUGAACUACGAAGGCGAAUGAACGGAGUUGUUGAAGCCGACGAAAUCAUUUGGCAGAGGCUAUUCGACGACGGGAUCUAUUACUCCCAUCUGCCUUUUGAUGAGCUCCGUCGCCUUAUGACGGACCAUUCUCCGACCACUGGAAGACCAUAUGUAUCUGCAGCGUGUCUCCACCAAGCUCACUGGAACUACUCGGAUAUGCAGAGGAGGAUAUCCAAGUACUCAAACUACGGUCCCAGCUUUGGCGGUGAGCAAGCUACUCAGAACCAGCGGCUCAGGCUCGGUCUAGAGACGACACCGGAGACCGCACGCCGAAGUCAUCACGAAAGCUAUUGGCCUGUUCCGAUCGACACAUCACUCCGCAUAGGAGAUCCAGGAAGCACUAUGCAAGCUGAGAGCCUCUUCAACUAUUCACCCGCAGAGUCUCACCGAACUGCCACUGCACGAAAUUUCUUUGGAAUAGCAAGUAACAGGCUGUCACGGGAGCAGCUCCCAGACUCUCCUAGUGCCAGAUGGGUGCCCUGCGAACCCUUCCGGUUCUCGGUCGAGUUUUGGGGCGUCGAAUCUCUCAAAGAGAAGAUGAGAUUAUACUCUCACACCAUCUGGUACGCGGGAUCCUGUUACAAUGUGUAUACACAGGCCGUCCGCAAGAAAGGCCUACAGCUUGGCGUCUACUUGCAUCGCCAGAGCAAUUCCGACGCCAUCCCAACUCCGAGUAGUCCCCGGCGUGCGAGUAUCUACUCACAAUUAGGAAUGUCCUCUGCUGGUGUUUCUGAGACCACAAUAGCUGCCCCCAUUGCCUCGCGACCUCACGCACGCUCCGUUCCGUCUCCCGAACCUUCCACCUCUCGCAAUCACACUCCGGUACCUAGUCGAAGUCCGCCGCAUAGGUCGUCGACGCCACUCCUCAUCUCGUCCCCUCGCUCACCAUCGCGCGAGAUUCAGGCAAGCGCCUCUUUCAGUCCCUCUUCACCCCCAAGUGCUUUCAAUGCACUCCCUACUCAAUCAUCGCACGGAGCCACAAUCAAUGCCACGCCACCGAACCAGCCUUACCGCGAUCCUCGUCCUGCUAUUUCUGCAUAUUUCAGUAUCUCGUGCCAUUCAGCCACCGGUUCCAGUCUCACUAGAUUCUCAAGUGGACCUGAUACGUUUGCAAUUACUCAGUCGUGGGGCUGGAAGAGCUCCUCUUUGGACGUGGGUGAAGCCGCUGAAGAUUCAGCGCAGCAAGAACUCAGUCUGCGUGCAACCGUUGUCAUCGGUCUUGUCUAG
Molecule: messenger RNA, 2307 nt
Organism: Serendipita indica DSM 11827
Lineage: Eukaryota; Fungi; Basidiomycota; Agaricomycetes; Sebacinales; Serendipitaceae
Source: the annotation of a GenBank genome assembly